Molecule: messenger RNA, 9923 nt
Organism: Homo sapiens (human)
Lineage: Eukaryota; Metazoa; Chordata; Mammalia; Primates; Hominidae
Gene: ST8SIA2
Product: ST8 alpha-N-acetyl-neuraminide alpha-2,8-sialyltransferase 2
Exons: 6
Coding region: 4390-5580 (396 amino acids)
Biological process (GO): response to cocaine; glycoprotein biosynthetic process; neuron differentiation
Cellular component (GO): early endosome; perinuclear region of cytoplasm; Golgi membrane
Molecular function (GO): sialyltransferase activity; alpha-N-acetylneuraminate alpha-2,8-sialyltransferase activity
Source: RefSeq, a predicted model, not a curated record
UCAUGAUCCGCCCGCCUUGGCCUCCCAAAAUGCUGGGAUUACAGGCAUGAGCUACCAUGCCCAGCUGAGUACCGUCUUAUUUAGAGAAGACACCCACUUUCAUUUUUGCCCCUCAUUUCAUGGGGAAAGACCAGCCCACAGUUUAAGUAAGUAUUCCUAACAGGCGAAUCCGCAGUUCUAUAUGGGCUCUGAGGUCUCGUGCACAGAAGCCAAAGGACUGGAGGGAUGUGACCAGAUUUGGGAAUCAGGCAAGCUGGCUCCAGGCAGGCUGAGAUCAAGCUGAUAACAAGGAGAUUAAUGAGGGCCUGCAACCUCCUCAGUCUUGUAUUAGGGAGGAGGGUUUUCAAAUCAAUGCUGGUCUGGCUGGCUUAAUGGUACCUAAUCUUACCUUUUGAAGCUCACGCAUUUGGGAGUUGAGAUCAAUUGAGAUAAAAUAAAGUAAAAUGUGUUGACUUUGGGAUUUGUGGUCUUCAUCAGAGUCCCAUUGUGUAGUGUUGUUUUUAUUUUCUGUCUUGGAAAUAGGCAGAGAUUAGCUGCCGGAGAGGGUUGUUCUGUCUGGACUAGGUGGUCUAUUUACUUUUGUUCUGCUUUUUUCAUUUUCCGCUCGAUGAUUCUUCAUGAGGGAAGGGCCCAUUUCUUUCCUGUUCAUUUCUGUAUAGCGAGUGCAUGACACCUGGUACAUGCUCAGUAACUAUUUCUCAAAUGCAGCAUUGCAGCAUCACCAGCACAGACUGUGUGCCACGAGCCACCCUGCUGGAAAAGCCAAUCUGCUCCUGAUUAGGUGCAAAAACAGCAGCCUUAUAAGGCACUCACAGUGCCCCUGGAAAAAGGCGUCAGGACGGUUUCCUGGUACCUGGUUUCUGUGAUGGUUACCAUGAGCUUUGUGCAGUCAUUGCAAAGCUGUGUGUGAGCAAAGUGCAUCCGAUCCAUUUUACAGGUGCUUACAAGCCCUGUGCUGAGUGCUGGCGACUGAAAAGAUGAGUACAGCAUAGGGAAGGUGCUCAUGGAGUUUGUGAUCUGGUGGGGGAGCGAGUUGUGUAAUGACGAGGAAUGUGUCUGGAGGUGAGAGUUUCGGGGUCUGGGCUUUGGUUGUGGAUUUGCCACCACCAGGCCAUUGCCCUAAGGGCAGGCCCUAACGUCUUUGGGCCUCAGUUUUCGCAUUUAUAAAAAGUGGACUCAAUGGACCUACAGGUCUUCACUUGCUCUAGAGCAACAAAACUGGAGAGCUGUCUCAAGGAGUUUUCCUGUGCAGUGGAGUUCAGCCUCACUGGAAAUAGCAAAUCCAUUUGCUGCUACACCCCUAAAUUCCUUGCCCUGAAAUUUUAGAGCAGGGCAAUAAAUAGGUGUUGGUCUAUUUUCACCUACCACCUGCUCUACAUUAAAAAGAAAAGAAAGCUGCUAUAUGGCAAGAGGAAGACAAGCUAAUAUACUGGGUAUCUGCUCUUUGCCAGGCACUGCAUUUGACAUUUUCACAUCUCAAUGGAACGUCCUGAUAAACUUGCAGGACGGGGAGCAACAGCAUCGUCACUGCUGCACCCUUCAGUCCACUUAGAGGACCGUUGUGUCACAGCAGGAUUGGUGUUCCCGUCAAAUGACAUCCUGUAUACCGAGUUUUAGAAAAGCACAUGAGUGCACGUAACGGGAUGUAGAAAAGCUAUUUUCAAGCAUAGUUAAAUGUGGUGAUUUUGGAAGCCUUCUUCACUUAACUAUGAGGAAAAUUCAUUAUCACCAACAAACAUCUUAUGAGAGUAGUAUAUCAGCCUAAUUGCCAUCCCUGACCUCCCAUGGUGAGCUGACGUGUAAUAAAAACAAAAAUAACAAUAGCGUGCUCAUAGUACUGCUGAUUCCUACCGUAGGAGCUCCAAAGAGGGGGUUCCCUACCAAGGACUAGGGAUGAGAGAAGGCAGGAUUUGGGGACUUGAAGGAAGAGCCCAAGGACUUGAGCUGGAAAAAGAAUGACAUUGGUGACCUAGAUGGAGAGAAUGGCCAGGACCAAGAAAGUUUCCCAUGUGCAAGGAGGAGCUGUUCUCACAUUUGUGACGCGGCUGCCACAGACUCUGGCAGUGCCUAGAGGUGGAGGAAAGUAGGGGAGGACAGAGGGCUUGGAGCCAGGCUGUCAAGGGCUGAAGAACUCAGACUUGAUUCUUUGAGGGUUUCUUUGGUUUAACAUGGGGUCCGGAGACCUCUAAAGAAUCUGUGAUGGGGUUCAGAUCCACGAACCCCUUGAAAUUGUAGGCAUUUUUCUGAGCAGAUGGUUCAAACAUUUCAAAGGAUUCCCAAAGGGACCCACAAAAGCUUAAGAGGAGCCGCUGUGGACAGUUGGGACCCUUGAAGUGCUUUGACCAAAGGUAUGUGCAGACGAUGCAUCAGUUGCUUGGAGGGGGCAGGUGCCGGGAAGACCACCCAUGGGAGUAGCAUUGAGGGUCGGGCGGGGGUGUUGAAAAGGAAGAGGGAGUUAGGAAGCCAUGGUUAUGAAGAAGAAAUGACAGCUCUGCAGCACUCUCGGGACAGUCAGUAACAGCUGCAUGAACAACUGAGCCCACUGUGGGUGCAGGACAUCAGAGGGGAAGCUGUGUGUUAUGGUCCUAUAGUGAGUUUGGUUUUAAACAUGAUCAUUUUAAGAGGCUGAGUUUAUCUAUGUGGAAAUGAAGACAAUUUAAAAAUUAUUAAGCCACCACUUACUGGAGCAACUAGGGGAUAAGAGGGCAGCAGAACCACCCCUCUUUCAUUUUAUAGGUACAGCCACUGAGGCCCUGAGAUAGGAAGUGACUUGUCCACAGUCACCUCAAUGGUGGGCAGCUGGGGACCAAUUCGUAAGAGAAUAACAGGAGAGAAGUUAGGCUGGAGGUUAGGCUAGAUCUGAAGCCCUCUGGGGGAGAUGGCAGUUGAAGCUCUUAGUGUAGAUAAAAUCUCUAAAGUAGAAAAGACCCCAGAAUUAAGCUUGGGUCUUUGCUCUGAUUUAGAGAAUUGGAAACAGAAACCAAGGUAGCAAAGGCCAUGCAGAAGGGCAGUGAGGGAAGUACGAGGCAACCAAGAGGAAGAAGCAAGGCAAGACAGGCAGGUGCUCCCGGUGGGAGGGUCCUUACAGACGAGGGCCUCAGGCCAGGUUGUCGGCAGAUCCCCAGUGGCAUUUGAGAGAUACCUCCUUCCUUGGAAUUGUGGGGUGAAGCGAGAUUCCAAAGAGAGGUCUCUGAUAAAGGGGCCAGAGAGGGCAUACUGGCCUUGCCGGAGGUGUGAAAAGGAAGGAGAAGUGGGUGAGGGGUGGAGGCAGGCAGGAGAAUAAUAUUUUAAAAAUAAAAGAGUGCAUCUGUAAAAAUAACUAAAGAAAUGAGAGGAGGGAAGGAAGGGGGGAGAGGUUCAAUGAUAGGGUCACAGUCAGGUGAAAAUGAGACCAAAUGGCAGAGGUGGGGAGGGGAAGAGGAGGGAUGAAGGUUCAGAGGAGAGAUGAAGGGGUGAGCAGGGCCUGGAAACAUGGUAAAUUUUAAAGGAGGGAAGAUUGGGAUCCUCUAACCCAUUAGGCUCUUCUUGCCUUUCAAGUUGUGGCCCAUGCAGACCUCUCUGCCUGAUAUUCUUCCCACAGCCCUUUGCAAGGCUGGUUCCCCAUCUUCCUUCAGAGUUCUGACAGAUGCCAUCUCUUGAAACAGCCCUUCCUGUCCACUCCCCAGUAUCCAUGCAGUCUGGUAUGCACCACCAUUUGCCUCUGUGUUUUUGUUUUUGUUUUGUUUGUUUGUUUGUUUUGAGACAGGGUCUUGCUCUGUCACCCAGGCUGGAGUGCAGUGGUGCGAUCUUGGCUCACUGCAACCACUGCCUCCCAGGUUCAAGCAAGUCUCAUGCCUCAGCCUCCCAAGCAGCUGGGAUUACAGGCGCAUGCCACCACACCCAGCUAAUUUUUUGUAUUUUUAGUAGGAAUGGGCUUUCACCAUGUUUGCCAGCUGGUAUCAAACUCUUGGCCUCAAGUGAUUCGCCCACCUCGGCCUCCCAAAGUGCUGGGAUUACAGGCGUGAGCCACUGCACCCAGCCCUUGCCUCUGUUUUCUUCUCAGCAUUGCCCAGUAAUGGGUAGGUGUUUAUAGCUCUGUUCCUUUGCUGGCUGGUGGGGGGUGUAGGGUGGGGAGGGGGGUGAGUGUGCGUUUGUUUCAUGUCCCCAAAUUUCUAUUUUAAGCACCUUCAAACUGGAGACAAUUUGUCUCCAUUCCCACUGCAACCCUAGAGCCCUGCUCAGUGCCCGUUGCAGAGUAGGUGCUCCAUGAUGCUCGAAAAAGAAAGGCAUGUUAAUUGAAACAAAGAGAAGGGAAGGUAGAACUCAGCCAUAACCUAUCCUCCUCUCAGAAAACUUUUAAUCAGAACAGUAAUUACAUUAAAAUGAAAAUAGCAUCUGCCAGCUGUUGAUAUGUUUUCAUUACCUUUUUUACUCUUCACAGUUCACCCUUCUGAAGGAGUGAGGAAACUCAGUCUGAAUAUUCUGCGAGUUAAGGUGGAGCUAGGGACCAUACCGAAGACUGUGUUCUCAUUUGCCACCUCAUUUUAUUUUUAUAGUGUUGUAUCAAAGAGGAAUUCGGGAGGCAGAGGUACAAUCAGAUCAGCUGUGAACAGCUUACAUAGCAAAUCUAAUAGAGCUGAAGUUGUAAUAAACGGCUCCUCAUCACCAGCUGUUGUUGACAGAAGUAAUGAAAGCAUCAAGCACAACAUCCAGCCAGCCUCGUCCAAAUGGAGACAUAACCAGACGCUCUCUCUGAGGAUCAGGAAGCAGAUUUUAAAGUUCUUGGAUGCUGAAAAGGACAUUUCUGUCCUAAAGGGAACCCUGAAGCCUGGAGAUAUUAUUCAUUACAUCUUCGAUCGAGACAGCACCAUGAAUGUGUCCCAGAACCUCUACGAGCUCCUCCCCAGGACUUCGCCACUGAAGAAUAAGCACUUUGGGACUUGUGCCAUCGUGGGCAACUCGGGGGUCUUGCUGAACAGCGGCUGUGGGCAGGAGAUUGACGCCCACAGCUUCGUCAUCAGGUGCAACCUGGCCCCAGUACAGGAGUAUGCCCGGGAUGUGGGGCUCAAGACAGACCUGGUAACCAUGAACCCCUCGGUCAUCCAGCGGGCCUUUGAGGACUUGGUCAAUGCCACGUGGCGGGAGAAGCUGCUGCAACGGCUGCACAGCCUCAAUGGCAGCAUCCUGUGGAUCCCUGCCUUCAUGGCCCGGGGCGGCAAGGAGCGUGUUGAGUGGGUCAACGAGCUUAUCCUGAAGCACCACGUCAACGUGCGCACUGCAUACCCCUCGCUGCGCCUGCUGCACGCCGUUCGCGGAUACUGGCUGACCAACAAAGUCCACAUCAAAAGACCCACCACCGGCCUCUUGAUGUAUACCCUGGCCACACGUUUCUGCAAACAAAUCUACCUCUACGGCUUCUGGCCCUUUCCGCUGGAUCAGAACCAGAACCCAGUCAAGUACCACUAUUAUGACAGCCUCAAGUAUGGCUACACCUCCCAGGCCAGCCCGCAUACCAUGCCCUUGGAGUUUAAGGCCCUCAAGAGCCUACAUGAGCAGGGGGCUUUGAAACUGACUGUCGGCCAGUGCGAUGGGGCCACGUAGGGUGGGCACCCCAUGGGACUCAGUGGCUCACAUUUCCUGCCAGCUACACCACAGGCAGAUGGGAGUCGGGGUGGCACAAACAAUAGAACAAGCAGGCUAGUGGUUUUCUUUGUUAAAGUGUAAAACAGUGACCAGAAUAUAUAUAUCUAUACCUGCAUAUAUAUAUUGACCUGAGUAUUUAUAACUGUGUGGUGUUCAUCUAGCAUUAGGCAGAUAGGCCACAGGAAGAAGGUGUGGAGAACCCACCUGAACCAGAUUGAGACUCAAUCCAUCUUUGGGGGUGGAAGGACUUGACAUGAAAAGAAGCCAGUCCCAUGACUUUGGAUGACAAACUGCCUCCUGGCUUGGAGGGAUCUUUGGGCUCAUGGAUGAAUGGCGAGCCACCUGUUGUCAGCUGCCCCAAGCCUCUGGGAUAUGUGGAUUCGGAGAAAGCUGAGGCCCAGAGGGGACACUCGACCCAGUCUAAAGUGGGUGCCAUUCACGGAGGAGAGGGAGGUUGGAGACUUCAACCGGGCAAAGGAGCACAAGGAAACCAAGCAGCAGAGGCCCCAUCAGCACAGAGGGCCUCGUUCCACGAACGUAGAGUUUGACUGCCUAAGGGACAGCACGAAUGACUCACAUGUUUCAGACAGGCCUCCACGGCUAUGGAGAGAAGGCUGGAGGAGACACAAUGGAUGGUUCAUGUUCUGGCUUAGCAAGAGCCACCAAGAACUUUGGGUGAAGCAAGCAGAUGACAAUGAAGAGGAGUAAUGUUCCGAAUCAUGUUUUUGAAAAAUCAAGACCUCCUGUUAAGGGCCCACUUGACCCUAGAAUAAGGCAGGAGAGUGUCUAAAAUCUAGCUGCUUUGGGUGUUUUUUAAAGCAAUGUGAGUCCACUGAGGAGGAAGAGACCCUGGGAUUUCACCCUCUGGGUUAGUCUCUGUCUCACCCUGUUAGAAUGUCACGAGGGACUGUACUGUCCCCUCUGUCACCAGGGAAGCCACAAUGAGAGCUUGAAAGGGUGCUGUCAAGAUAAAUGUCAUCCUUCUUAAAAUACAUAUGAUUGCCUUUUUGGGUGCCUCACAGAGCCCCAGAGUGUGAGACCUGAAAGAAUGUUCAGCAUCUAGCUCCAUGUCCCUGCAACCACUCUCUGUUUGCCUUCUGCAUUCUGCACUCUGCGGGGCCUUUGCAGCCAGACUGCUGUGUCAAUGUUACUUUCUUGUCACUUUCCUACCCUGAUGGUCACACUAGCCCACCCCAAGCUCCGACAUUGAGGUUUUCAUCUCUGCAGGGAGAGGUUCCAAUGUCCACCCCACCCCCAGGUACCCGCCUCUUCCCACAGAAGCAAUUUUAGAAUUUUGCAAAAUUCUUUUCCCCUUAUUGAGAUUAAUAUUUAAGAUUAAAAAAAAAAUACCCAAAGCCAAAUGCAGUUCCAAAUAGUGGACAUAAUCUCCCAGGGAAAUCUGGGCUCGAGGCCUACAACUUAGGGGCUGGAAUCACAGGUCUCACAUAGAGAAAUAGCCAGCUUGAAUUUGUUAGUCGUAUUCCUUCACCUGAUGAAUAACAGUGUUUUAAAACAUAUUUGAAAGGUAAGUAAAAAACUACCAUCUUGAAGGUGAAGGGAGUUAAGAAAAGUAAUCAAGACCUGCUCCUAAGCAUAUGAGACCAGAUGUAAUUAAUCAAUGGCAAUGCAGAACAGGACCUUGGCUCUAAAUUAAUGGUUGACCGGAAGGGAUUGGAGGCGGCAGAACCAUUAACCCUACACAAGAACACUCCAGCCCAAAACCGUGAGGAAGGUGAUAUAUCUCUGCAUUUUCCCUUGUUGUUGCUUGAAGUCUGUGAUUGGGGAUUUGCGUUAUAAAAUGAAUAUUUUAAAAAGCAACAGCCCUAAUAGCCUCUGUGGGAACUGAGUGGUUUCGGACUCCUCACAGGCGGUGGAAAUAAUUAAUACCAUAUUUUAUACAUCUCCAGAGCCUUUCAUCUUGAGGAUCUCAAAGACCGUAGAAGACAUUUAAUUUCUAAAGCUUGAAGUGCCCCGAGGAGCAGGUAGAAUUUCCAGCAGGGCCUUGGUGGAUUAACCAAGGCCUUGGAUUCCAGAAUGUUUCAUGGUAAGCACUGUGGAGAACCUACAUGUCAGGUUCUGGAGUUGGCCCUGAGCUCUAUCCACCAAGCCAGCACCCCACCAUCCCUUUGCAGGGGAGUCAAAGGGCCAGAACUCCUUGGGGGACCAGAACAUGGUUUUCCUUCUGCCUAUCUUAGUCAUGGCUCCUAAAAUUGAAGCUGAUAUGAGCUGGAGUGCAAGGAGUCCUUCCACCCUGCCUUCAGGUUCUCUCUGGAGAAAGGUUAGAGACCCCAGGACAAUCAACAUGUGCACCGUUCCCCUCCUCGGCUUGAGUCCUGCACUACCAAAAUGGCCUGGCCAUUUGAUGGCGGAGCUCCAGGGGCCUUGGCUUUCUCUGGCUCAUUGUCCUUCUCCAUCUGGGCCAAUUGUCCUUCCCUGCCCAUUCAGAGUUCAAUUUGAGCCUCCACUGCAGUUCCUGGUGUGGGCCAGCUGGUGUUGGGUGGCCCCAGGGAGUCACACAGUCUGUACCCGGCCCCGAGAUCCUCUGCUGUAACUGCAGGGUCACAGGCAUCCCGGGAGAAUGGGCCUCCACCCUCAGCCAGCCCUCACUGCUGACAGGCACCCCUCUGUCACCUCCUGCCACCUGUCAGAUACCCAGCCUGCCCGCCAUCAGCCACCCGAGUGGUUCCGACCUCCAUUCACCUCAAGCCCCAACAGGCCCCUGUCAUUCCACUUCAUGGAAGAGACGGAGCCUUCUGAAAUGAGAUCUACCCUGAAAAUCUCUUCUCCUUCCCCUUUCUGAGAAACGUCAUCCCCACCAGUUAACGUUUCCUGUACACCCUCACCCUCUCUCGUCCAUCUCUGUUGCCUCUGCACAUCAGCACACACUGACUCCACCUGGGCUGGCUCCUGCCGCCUCUUCCCUACCUCCUCCACUAGCCGCAGGAAGGGCCUCCAGCACCCACAACUGCCCUUCCUCUUGAUGCCCCUCGGCUUCCCCCCAGCCUGGCAGCAGCGUCCCAGCGCCUCCACAUUGCCCCUCUCACCUCCCAGCUCUCCACGCCACUUGGCUCUGCAGCGACCCCUCCUAGACGCUCCCUGGCCCCUCGGCACCCAGAAUGCCACAUUCUUGUGUUUUUUUCCUCCUUCUUUCCCAAUCCCUCUCAACCAUGUAUUUAUUUAUAUAUGUAUGUAUUUUUUUAUUUAUUAUUUAUUUAUUGAAACCCCUACUUUGAUUGACAAAGGAAUCAAGGUAGAUCUGACCAGUAUUCCCCUCUCUUCUCCUUGUCCCACCACAUGGACAUGCCUUACACUGGCGUCCUCUCCUGAGUCCCUCCGCACUCUCCAUCAGCAACCUCACACCUGCCUUCAGACCCGGCUGCAACUUCCUAAGCUGCCCCUGCCCCAGCUCCUCUCUGCAACCCAGCCCUCUCCUGAGCUCUAGGCUGGGAUUACACCCGCUGGAGGGACACUCACCCCAUCUGCUCCCACGGCAGCACCAUCAACUCAACAAGUCAGAAGCCAAGUGGAUCAUCUGUGUCCCCUUCCCCCACAAUCCCUCCUUUUUCUAGUAAAAGACCCGUGAUCCCGUCAGCCACCCAGUCUGAGAUGCUGACGUUAUCUUCGACUAUUCUUCCCUGUCCUGCCUUGCUAAUUCUUCCCACUAGCACUAAUCUCGACUCUUUGUCACUUGGACUAUUUCAGCAACAGUCUCAUCUCCCAGAUUACCUCUGUGCACACUGACACGUGGUCCCGUCCAUCCUGAACAUGCACAGUGAUUUUCCUCUCCCGUUGCACACAAACCUUUAAAAGUUCCCCGGCCCGUGAACAAAUGUACAAUUCUCUAUUCUGACAUUACAGACCACCGGAUAAGGCCCCAUUCUUCCUUUACACCCUCCCCUGGUCAGCCUAGGAGAGUUGUUUUUCCUGGAAAGGGUGCCUGCGUUUUACUGUCUCUGUGCCUUUGGUCUUGCUAUCCCCAUCCCCUGGAAUGCUCCCUUUUCUUCCCUUCAAAGCCCAUGCGGAAACCACGUCCUUCAUGAAGCCCUCCCUGAUGUACCAACCACUGGGAUCUCUCCCUCUGCUGAACCACCGUAGCACUUUAUUUGUACCUUUCUCAUGGCACUUACCAUAUUCUGCCUUGUAUUAUAGUUAUUUGUGCACUUGUCCUUUGACUGUUCUUAGACUGUAAGCUUGCCAAGGGCAGGGACUGUGUUUUAUUCAUCUGUAUCCAUCACAGCACUAGGCGUGGUGCAUAGCACACAGCAGUUGCUCAAUAAAUGUUUGUUGGAUUAAAUCCUUAA